AUGGUGCCUCGACGAGGAGCCACAAUUGGGGCGCCAUUGCCCCGUAUAUUCUCGAGACACGUCAGCAACUACUUUCACUAUCGCCAGGGCGACGUGGCGGGCCGCAUAAACCUGCUUUCGCUUCCGGGCUUCAUUGGACACUACACAAGCCGAGUCAACAGACCCUACAACGAAGACCGCUACAGCGCCUCCGUAUUGAAACUACCUCGAGGCAGCACUUUUGCGCCUCGAUCUCUGCGAAAGGGCAUGUCUGCCGAGCGUCAGGUCUUCAACUUUGCCGUCUACGAUGGCCACGGAUCCGACGAGUGCUCCGAGUUUCUUAAGGACAAACUGGCCACCUAUGUCGAGAAGGCUGACCUCAACGACGCCGACGACAUUACCACCAAGUACAAGGAGCGGUUUGGAGGCUACUGGCGCCGAUGGAAGCAGAUGGACAAAUACCGGGGUAGAAUGAGCCCCUACGACGACUUCCAGUUACGACUACCGUUGGCGUUCCUGGAGGCCGACUACGAUUUUGAAGGUAAAGGAGGAAGUACAUGCACAUCGGUGUUCUUGUAUUGUCGCCAUGUGGCCCAUUCAGAGGCCGGUCCCCUACCGCCGGGGGCUGAGGAUAACAUGUUUGACCCAGAGAACGACCUCUCUCUAGUAGUGGCCCAUGUCGGAGACACUCGAUGCAUCAUCUGUGAUGCCAAAGGAGAGGCCACACCUCUUACCAUCGACCACCAUCCCAGCGCUCCCACCGAGGCCGAUCGUCUGCGUCGAUUUGCAUCUUCAUUCUUCAUGGACUCCUUCGGCGAGGAGCGGUUCGGUGUCUUUGCCAACACCCGAGCCUUUGGAGACACACUUAUGAAGGCCAAGGGUGUGAGUGCCGAGCCCGACGUGCGAGAGGUUGCACUCCAGGACGAACAGUUCCUGGUGCUGGUUUCCGACGGAGUUUCUGGCGACGUGUCUGAUCAAGAGAUCGUGGACCUGGUAACCAUUACCGCCAACAGUAGCGGUUCUGGACGAGGAUCGCCACAGCAGGCUGCCCAGGAGGUGGUUGAGUACGCAGCGGCUUUGGGUGGCUCGGACAAUGCCACUUGCAUGGUUAUCCGUCUAAGAGGAUGGGGCAAUGGCUCGCAGGUGGACCGAACCGGCGAGCUACGAGAAUACCGACUCAAAAAUGUCGACUCCCGUGGAAAUCGAAUGUAG
Molecule: messenger RNA, 1191 nt
Organism: Yarrowia lipolytica CLIB122
Lineage: Eukaryota; Fungi; Ascomycota; Dipodascomycetes; Dipodascales
Biological process (GO): protein dephosphorylation
Cellular component (GO): mitochondrion
Molecular function (GO): [pyruvate dehydrogenase (acetyl-transferring)]-phosphatase activity
Source: RefSeq, a predicted model, not a curated record